UACUACUCUAUGUUACUCCCCAUUGUGAGUAGUCUAAGAACCCACUUACCUACUCUUUCCUCUUCUCUUUCCACCAACUAAAAAUAAAUAUAUUACUUUAUUUUUUAUAGCCAGCUGACUCAGCUCUAUUGUACUUGUUUUAAUACGAUAGUAGUAUUUCACAUUUGAAGCAUUUGAAAACCUUCGAAACUCUUGUGCUCCUAUCUCGUAUGGCUGUAUAUAGGCUUUUCAAAGGAAUACGAAGCUAGCCUUGAAUCUUACAGGAAUUUCAGAGGAAACAGUUCAACAUCUACAAGAUCCUGAACUUUUCUAAUUUUUGUCUUUCAAACAUGGCUUUUCCUUUCAGCCAGAAUUGCCUUGUUAUCAAAACAAGAUUACAAAAUCCAGCUCGGUAGACAUUGAGCUGCUUCCUGCGAAACACCUGUAAGAUUCAUCCAGCCACAGUUACUAGUGUACCAGUCAAGUUAUCUGUAGCAUUGUUUUCCAGUACCAGUAGUACUACUACUACCAGGAAUGCAGCGACACCGUAGAAAUUCCUACUGAAAUGCUGGUACCAGAAGAUCGAGAAGGAGCUCCCUCUGUCGCUCUCGCUCUCGCACCCAUCAGCCUGCCAAACGUUGAUGGGACCUACGGUCGCUAGCACCACUGGGGGAAGCAGCGAGCGGCGCACAAGAACCUCUCGCCCGCGUCAAUCCAAUUUUAAUGCUGCAGCGACAGCCCCCUCCCCAUCCUCGGAAUCUGUUGCAUUCAAUACAACUUUCGAAAAACAAUCAUUUUUCUAAUGCAGCCCCAGCAGCAGCACCUAGAUCCAGCCAAAGGCUCCAAGCCCCAUCAGCCACCACUGUUCGGCCUCCAUUAGCGCGGCGCGCGAGCUUUCUACGCCCCCUCGCCUCCGCUGAUUAGCACUGGCACCGGCGAUUAGCAGUAUACCAGCAGUGAAGGCGAGGCCUUCGAGCCCGCAAUCCCUUUUUUUUCUGCUGCUGCUGCCCGCAAGAUUACAAAAUCCUGCGUUUGUCCUGUUGCCGCUGCUUCCGCUGGCGCUCUCGGGAGGGCGGCCAUAGAAAGGAGAUAAGGAGACGAAGGAACGAAAAUAAAAGAAAUAAAGGCUGGAGGCUUUUGGCGCUCAUAAUUUUUGGCCUCUCUCUGCGCUCCCCGGGGAGAUUUUCCGGCGCUUUCUCUCUUUCUUUCCGGGUGGUGGGAGAGAAUCCAGCCUCUGAAUUCGCAGUUUCUGGUUCACAGCGAGAGAGUGUUCUUGAGUCGGUGUUGAUCCAAUGGGCGAGAUGAACCACCAGCCGGGGCAGCCGCCGGUGGGCGUGCCGCCGCCCAUGGGGAUGCAGCCCAUGAUGAACGCGCCGGUCGGCGCGGGCGCCAUGCACCAGCCCUACGAGCAGUUCAACCAACUCAACUACUGCGUCCACUCCAAUCCUUCUUGGGUGCAGGUGGCAGGGCUUGCAUUCCUCCACUACCUAGUGAUGUUGGGCUCUACUGUCAUGCUUGUGUCAACUAUAGUUCCUGCAAUGGGUGGUGGUCCUGGUGAGAAGGCUCGUGUAAUUCAAGCGUUCCUGUUUGUGAGUGGCAUUAAUACUAUGCUCCAAACACUCGUUGGGACACGACUUCCAACAGUUAUGAAUGCCUCCUUCGCAUUUGUUGUCCCAGUGCUGUCAAUUGCCAGACAGUUUGACCCAAACGACUUUGGCAGUAAUCACGAGAGAUUCGUUCACACAAUGAGAGCAACUCAAGGGGCUCUGAUUGUUGCUUCAAUCCUCAACAUGAUUCUUGGAUACAGCAGAGCAUGGGGGGCAUUUGCCAAGAAAUUCAGUCCUGUAAUAAUGACUCCUGUUGUUUGUGUUGUUGGUCUUGGAUUAUUUCAAAUUGGCUUUCCUCAGGUUGGAAAAUGUGUUGAGAUUGGGUUGCCAAUGCUAAUUCUUGCAAUUGUUGUGCAACAGUAUGCGCCACUUUACUUCAGACAUAUCCAUGAUCGAACCACCUUCUUGUUUGAGAGGUAUUCGUUGCUUCUUUGUAUCGGCAUUGUGUGGGCCUUUGCAGCUAUCCUUACUGCUGCUGGUGCAUACAACCAUGUUUCACUCAAGACACAACAGCACUGCCGCACUGACAAGUCUUUCCUUAUAUCAUCUGCUCCAUGGAUCAAAAUUCCAUACCCCUUCCAUUGGGGUCCACCGAUCUUCACUGCAGGUCAUUCAUUUGGAAUGAUGGGUGCUGUGCUUGUUUCAUCUUUUGAGUCAACUGGUGCACACUUUGCAACUGCGCGUCUAGCCGGUGCAACACCACCCCCAGCUCAUGUUCUUACUCGAAGUAUUGGUUUACAGGGCAUUGGGAUAUUCCUGGCAGGACUGUGUGGUGCUCCAGCCGGUUCAUCUGUAUCAGUCGAAAACAUCGGGCUACUUGGAUUAACAAAAGUUGGAAGUAGGAGAGUGAUCCAGAUAUCAACUGGCUUCAUGCUAUUCUUCUCCAUAUUUGGGAAGUUUGGGGCGUUCUUUGCGUCAAUUCCGUUGCCAAUCUUCGCAGCAAUUUACUGCAUCUUGUUCGGUAUCGUAGCUGCUGUGGGAAUCUCGUUCAGCCAAUUUGCAAACAAAAACUCAAUGAGGAACAUCUACAUCAUCGGACUAUCCUUGUUCCUUGGCAUCUCGAUCCCUCAAUAUUUCGCCGAGUACACCGCUUCUGCUGGCCGUGGACCUGCCCGAACAAAUGCAGGAUGGUUCAAUGACAUCAUCAACACAGUUUUUGCCUCCGGCCCAACGGUGGCGCUGAUCGUCGCGUCGCUUCUGGACAACACGCUGGACCCCCGGGCCAACGAGGCCGACCGGGGGCUCUCAUGGUUCACACCCUUUCUGCGCCGCCGUAAAGGGUACUCGGACCCUAGGAACGAGGAGUUCUACAGCUACCCGAUCCGGGUCCACGACCUGAUCCCGCACCGGUUUCUCUGAUUCUAGAAGGACCGCUGCUAAUUAUCCUGUGCUGCUGUGCGUGCAUGUAAAUCCCCUUUGUUCUUUUUAGCCUUUUACCCUUUGUGGCCUGCAGCGAUUGGUGCAGUCACAGAUUUCAGGUUAGUUGGAUAUGGUACAAGGAGUCAACGAUGUUAGUACUUUCGUCGUUGCCGUUGUUGGCCGUUUGGGCCAAGGAGUGGUUGACGUAGAGUUUUAUUUUCCGGGUGUAUCUUGUCUCUGGGGAAAAAUGAAUGCAAAAGGAUACUAGUACCUCAACUAUCGGAUGCGUUGAUGAACGUUCAGUGAAAAUCUUUGCAAGUAAA
Molecule: messenger RNA, 3268 nt
Organism: Hordeum vulgare subsp. vulgare (domesticated barley)
Lineage: Eukaryota; Viridiplantae; Streptophyta; Magnoliopsida; Poales; Poaceae
Product: nucleobase-ascorbate transporter 3
Exons: 15
Coding region: 1272-2945 (557 amino acids)
Biological process (GO): transmembrane transport
Cellular component (GO): plasma membrane; plasmodesma
Molecular function (GO): transmembrane transporter activity
Source: RefSeq, a predicted model, not a curated record